GUUUAAUAAUAUAAGUUGUGAAUGUUUGCUGACCUGUAUAAUUAUUUAUGGGUGCGUAAGCCUAUAGCAGGUUGAUAUUAUUAUAUAGAGCAAUAAAAAACACGCUGUCUAUAAAUUCGUGAUGACACAACAAAUCGCUUUGGUCACUGGAGGAAAUAAAGGAAUAGGGUUUUCCAUUGUGAGGGCGCUUUGCAAAGAGGUAAAGGAAUGUAUCGUGUACCUGACUGCAAGAAAUGAAGAACGAGGUAAAGCAGCUGUAGAAGAACUUAAAAAGGAAGGUUUGCAACCUCGCUUCCAUCAACUAGACAUUGAUUCGCUGGAGAGCAUCGACAGACUGAAGGAGUUUCUGAAAUCAACUCACGGUGGCCUAGAUAUUCUGGUCAAUAAUGCAGGAGUGUACAAGCCAAACGAUGUUCAAGCUAAGAUGAUCAUAGCAACCAACUACACAGGGACUUUGAAUGUGUGCCGUGCCCUUCUUCCAAUAAUAAGACCCCACGGAAGGGUUUGCAAUGUUGCAAGUUUACUUGCAACAAUGUCAUUCACCAAGUUGUCAACAGCACGUCGGCAGAAAUUUCGAGAAGCAAAGACGGAAGAUGACGUUAGCAAACUGAUGGCUGAUUUUGUAGAGAGCGUAGAAAAGGAGACGUUAAUUGAAGAAGGUUGGGUACAAGCAGCAUAUGAUGUUUCCAAAAUGGGAGUCAUCGCCUUAACAAAAAUUCAGGCUGCAGCACUAAAUUCAGACUCUUCAAAGCAAGAUGUCCUGAUCAACUGUUGCUGUCCUGGUUAUGUUAAUACAGACAUGACAGAUCACAAAGGAAUCAAGACACCCGACGAGGGGGCUGUAACACCUGUCUUUUGUGUAUUGUUGCCAGCGAAUUCAUCUGAGUACCAGGGGAACUUUUUGUCCGAUAAAACUGUUGUUGAGACUUGGUAGAUUAUGUACAUGACACCUACUUGUCAAAUAUAUCAGAAAUACAAUCUUAAUUUUAUUAAUUUUAGUCACAUCUAGAUAUCAUAAUUAAAUACCGAUUAGGAAGUUAUAAUGAACAUUAUAGUAUAGAUGAUAAAAUAUAUUUAGAGGAAAAAGAAUAAUCAUUGAGUACAAGUUAAGUAUAUAUAAUUAGGCCUUAAUUAGACCAAUGUAAGACCAUGACACUUUGUAAAAGGUUGAGAACCAGAGAUCUAAACGUGAAACGCUGACAUCGCUGAAUAUAUGGGAUUCAAAUUAAAAAUUAUAAUAUGAUUUAGUAGAAUAUUUCCUGAAAGCUUGCAUGGCGAGUAUUUAUAACAAAAUUAUAAAACUUCCUGUACACCAUGUGUAAUAUAUAUAAGUUAAUAAUAUGGUUUUUGGGGUAAAAACCACUGGUUUUUUGUCUCUCUAGUGGUUUUACCCAAAACACCUACACAUGGUGUACUGGAAAUUUUAUGAUUUGUUAUUAAUUUGAUUUAGUUUGUUGCAUAUUUAACAUGCUAUAAACUCUAUUUAAUUUUCCGAACGUGAGACUCAAUUCGUUGAGAGAUCUCAUUUUUCAUUCAAAAUGUUUGUAAUGAGAAUGAAAAUAUUUUGAAAGUAACCAUUUA
Anneissia japonica is the source of this 1581-nucleotide messenger RNA. Its product is annotated as carbonyl reductase [NADPH] 1-like. Bases 122 to 934 code for a protein of 270 amino acids. Lineage: Eukaryota; Metazoa; Echinodermata; Crinoidea; Comatulida; Comatulidae. Gene Ontology annotation, molecular function: carbonyl reductase (NADPH) activity. The transcript is spliced from 6 exons. The record is from RefSeq and is a predicted model, not a curated record.